Molecule: messenger RNA, 870 nt
Organism: Clavispora lusitaniae ATCC 42720
Lineage: Eukaryota; Fungi; Ascomycota; Pichiomycetes; Serinales; Metschnikowiaceae
Source: RefSeq, a predicted model, not a curated record
AUGACAAAAAGACUUUUGAUCCAAGCCUCCUCGUCUUACGACGGAGAGUUUCAAACCGUUCCAGUGAACUCUGGAAAGUUUACCAAUGUUGAUACUGCGAUCGGCCGCUUCGAAGUAGCUGUUUUUAUUUGCAACUUUGAUGGUUGCUCAGCACAUAGAGAUAACAGCUUUUACAACUAUGGUGACGAGACAAACCUCACCGUGGAGCAUCCAUCCAAGGGAGAGAAGCACAAAACUAUGCCUAAUUUGCGGAUCAUUAUCAAAUUUGUGCCCUCCAGAGUAAUCGGUGGUUCUGAGUUGCUAUUCGGAAAUGAUUUAACAACACAGGUACGCAAGUACGUACCUACUUCAUUACUAUCUACAGGGCUCAAAUUCUUCAAGUGGUUCAUAAAUCCUACUGUUGAAAGCGAUCUUUAUUGCGAUUGUCCUUACAUUUACAGUCCUGCAUUAAAUGGGUUUUCUGGGUUAGGUGUUGUGGAGGAAUCAGAAAGUGUGGAUUCGAGAACCGACACAACCAUUUCAGGAUUGGAGAAUUUAACUCACUUUGCACAUCCAGAUGAAAUCAUCCCCAAAAAAUCUAAGGACAGAUUAAAGUACUUUUGUAAAACACUGAGGUGUGAUAAGUUUGAUUUUGAACCUGAUAAGACAUAUAUAUGCGUCUUUGACACAAACUUCUUACGAAUGGGAGACUCAAAGUAUCAUGUUGCUAUACCUACUUUUGGCUCAAAGACUUUUGACAUCGAUGUGCUUCAAUACGCGAAUGAAGAUCUAAACAAUUUCAAUUGGGUUGUAAAGGCAGGAGGGGAGCAUGGGGUUAACGAGGGUGAUUUAGGACUAGUGUUGAAUUUUAAAUUGAUUCAAGAAGAGUAA